AGAUCCUGUCGUGCUUAAGCGAGGGGCAGGGCGCUGGUAGAUUGCGUUUUGGGCAAAGUCCCAAGGGAUGAUCAGAACAGCCUACGGGCCUGUGGGGUUAAGACAAGCUCGAGACCCGGAGGUCGUGAAGCCAGCAGCGGGGCCGGCUGAGAAGAAGGAUGUGAAGGUCUUCAAGAACUGGCUGGGCCAGAAAGGGAAGAAGGAAGGCAACAAGAAUGACCUGUACCGCACCCUGAUCAAGCAGACGAUGCUGUUAGCAGCUGCCAAGAUGGAAGUGAACGACAUCGCCUUCGGGGCUGCGGCGGUAGCGAUUGACGAAAAGACUGGCCUCUACAGGUCUCCCGAAGAGAUGCAGGAGCGCGACAAGCUGGCACGCAUCAAGAUCAAGUCCAUGCAAGAUGGCUCCGCCGCCAUCCCAGACCGGAUGAUUGCAGGCGCGACAGCUCUGAAGAAGACCGGCCGCUCACAGACCAGGCACUUGUUGGCCAAGACCAGCAAGUACCCGUGGGCCUGGUACAAAUACAGAUACUGGACGCUCCAAUCUGGCAUCAUGAGGGUCUACCGCAGCAACGGGCCGGAGUACGCUGGUGAGAGGCACAAGUUGUACAACAUCCGAGAGGCCAGUUGUAAGUUCGAGACCAAAGAUAUGAUGGGCAUCACGGAGCCCUUCCUUCCCAACUACCAGGCCCGUGUCCGUGUCCUGCUGAAGGAGCGGUCCUGGGGCCCGGUGUUUCUCUACUCCAAGGACGUGUCGGAGGUGAAGAGCUGGGAGCGGGCCAUCCGAAUGUCCAAGUACUUGCUGAACGCGCAGGACCGGGAGGCCAUGGCCUACGUCAUCGGCCGCGUAGCGGGCUCCAUCAUGGCCAAGGGCUGGUCUGCCAUGUUCAAGUACUUCAACGAGCUGGAGAACACCCGGCGCCUGAUCCGGGGCCUGGCGAUGAGGCUCACCAAGUUGGACCUCAGCCGGGCCUGGAACAAGGCGCGACUGGUGUACCUUCAGAAGAGCCAGCAGGACAAGCUCCGCAAAGAGCAGCAGGACUGGGCUGCUCGCUUCCUGCGGGAUAAGAUGGAGCGCAUCAACAACCAGACGGCUCGAUCCCCUGCCAUGGUGCGGCUCGCAGCCAUCAACAAGGUGCAGCUGCUCUUCCGUCACUUCCGGCAGGACCACAUCUUCGAUCGAUCCUAUGCCCUGGGCACCAAUGUGAACACUCGGGUGCAGCAAAUGAUGAAGGGCGUUUCCAUGAUGGCAGCCUUCUCCACGCUCUCUUCCAGGGAAGUCCUGGAGCUCACCUUGAAGGGCAAGGGCUUGGAGGCCUUCCAUGAGGACAUGGACAUCUUCACCAGCAAGACCUCGACAUACUCGGAGGUCAACGUAAACUUGCAGAAGAUGGGCUUCGCCAUUUCUGAGAACUUCACCAUGCUAUCCUUCUCCGAAACUUCUGGGGACUCCUCCCUGCUGCAGAAUGCUGACUGGGGGCACUUUGUGAACCUGGGCCAGAUCAGCUCUGUGGUGAUGCACUCGGACCGUUCCUUGGGCAAGAGCCGCACGGGGGACCGCCUUCCUCCGUCCAGCUGCUCGGGUGUGUGGUUCACCCUCUACGGCCCCAGGGUCAGCUGGGGCCAGCGCUUGCGAAAGAUGACCGAUCCGGAGACGCAGAAGCCCUACAUGGAGGUGGUUGGGUCCCCGGAUGGGAAUCACCUUGGCGCAGCCUUGGCGAAGGGCGAGGCGCUUCAUUGGCUGCGCCUGGAGAUCGGCCUGAAGAGCGCUGACGUGCCGGACCUGCGCCGGGAGCUUCCCGAGGAGGGCCAGAUCGAGGUCUUUGGAGAUCAGGGUUCGGAGGUGCGCUCAGACUUUCAGACCUUCGUGGUGCUCACAGUGCUCGGAAAGCGGUUCCGCAGCACCAGUGGCAACGGCAGCAGCCCGCAAUACCAGGGGCCCUACAUGGGGAAGUUCGUGGCGGAGAUCCCCAUCCCGGUGGGCGACUUGGGCAUCGCAGCGCUGGACACCACGGAGAUUGGCCUCGAGGUGGUGGAGCAGGACCCCCUGGAACCCGAGGCGAACCGCACCAUUUGGGCUGCCAAGAUGCCGCUCUGGAAGGUCUUCACUGUGGAGGAGGAGACGCCCAAGCCAGAGCCACCUCCCACUGCCACGGCUUUGACGAAUCUGGGCCUGGGCGAGGGUGCCCUGACAACGCUGGGGCUGGUGGAGGAAGUAAAGGAGCAGGUGACGUCUCUGGCCAGCACCCUGCGUGGCGGCAGUAAGAAGAUGGUGAAGCGCAUGUGGCUGAUGCACCCGGCCGUGGACCUGUCCGACAUUCUGCCGCUCAAGGCGCACUUGGACCUGGAGGUCUCUGCCAAGGUGGCGGCCAACUCCUUGCUCCCCAGGACGCCCAUUUCGCCUGAGCUCCAGGGACGAGGCUCCAUGGUGAACCUCUUCACCUCUCACAAGAUGGCAUGGAUGGACCCUAGCGGUCGGCAAGGUGCGAGCGUGGCAAGCAUGGUGGAGCUGAACGUCAAGGAGCUGAUCUUCCCCAGUGACGACCCAUCCGAGGACGCCCGGCUCUAUCGGUACUACGUGGAGGCCACCUGCAACGGCGUGCGGGCCACCACCCAGGCAAUGUGCCGACCCAAGAAAUCCUGGAGCUACGUGGUGCCCUCUGACAGCUACAAGAUCUACUUCAAGGACAGCAGCAUCUUCGUGCCACUGCCGCCGGGCAGCUGGAGCGAGGAGUGCCCGAAGGUUUCGGUGAAGGUGCUGCGCUCGCUGAUCAGCGACAUGCCUGCCAUGACGUUCGCGGAGCUACUGGCGAACAAUGGCAAGCAAGGCCCCGCGGUCCACAACCCGGAGCUGGUUUACCAUGCUGAGCUCGACCUAGAGGGCAUGACGCUGGACUUCUCGCGGCAGGCGGCCAGCGUGCCCUGUGCCAAGUCCAAGGCGCCGCCCACCACCUACGGCGUGUCCAAGGACGAGCUAAGCCCCGUGGAGGCGCCGGCGGUGGUCAUCAUGGACAUUGCCCUGCGGGACCGCGACUACGCGCGCCUCCGCGGAGCGCAGGAUGCCAGCCGUGCUGGCGUGCUGUGCGUGGGGGACAAGGCCAUGCUUCGAGUGGAGGAGCCUAUCAGCUAUCCAAUCAACGAGGUGGAAUUCCGUCGUCGCGGCUUCCCCGGUGAGUUUGAUAGCACACGUCGGCGGAACGAGUCCUGGGCCGCGCCUUUGCGGGAUCCUUGUGCCUCUUAUGAGUACAAGGCAAGCGGCUUUGACAAGCUGGACCCGCCUGUCCCCUUCAAGCAGCGCUACAUGUCCAACACCCAUGACGAGGUGGUGCCUCACAAGUUUGUCCUGCCAACAACGGAGGCGGACUUCCAGAGCCAGGUGAAGCCAGGCACUUUCUGGAGGAUUGUGGACAGCAUCGUGGCCCAGAACCUGCCGGACCUGCAGAAGGCCGCCAGCGAGGAACGGGAGAUGAAGCACACACCCCAGGUGGUGGAGCGGCUCACGCACCUCACACGCCACAUCCCAGUGACUGUUCUGGCGGUGUACCCGGACCAGACCUGCGAUGUAGAGCUGGCCUCGAACUUUGUGGCGGCUUGGGAGUCUGCGCCCCACAAGCCUUUCUCCCUGCAGGGCUCCGUAGUGAUCGGGGAGCAUAUGGACAUCUCUGACACUGCAAUCCGUGCAGCCCCUGUCGGCGCAGGGGACGUGGGGGAGCGCGUGCGGCGCCGCGUUCUGCUCAAGGGCAUUGCUCUCGGAAGUCUUGCCAGCGUGCAGGCUGCCAGCUUCAACAUCUACGAUGCAGCCAUCACCACCACAGACGAGAUUGUACGCAUCCACCCGCACAAGGUGGGGAAUGACUACAACCCUCGUCUCAUCGAUGGGUCUGUGGAUGACAUGACAGUGCUGGGAGGUCACCGGGGAAGCUACCGCAUCGCUGCCGGUCCAUUGCCGCCGGAUGCCAACCCGGCAGAGUGUCAGUACGAGUGGUCACUCCAGCUGAACGCGAGGACUGAGGCCGACAUGUUCCACUUCAUCACCAUGCUGCGGCAGGCCACCCGCAUGGACAUCAGUCAGCAGGUGAAGAAGUUGAAGGAGUUCCAGCAAAAGAGCGUCUAUGCCUUGAACAACCGACCUUACCUAGAUUCUCAAAUUUACUCCUCCCAGAGCGGACACCUGGAGGUAAUCCUUGUGGAAGCAAAGCACCUGCGGCCUACUCGGGUACAGCAGGAGCAGGACCUGCAGACAGCGAUUUCAAAGAGCCUUCAGCUGGACCUCCAGGUUGAGGCCAGUUUCAAGCUGAAGAACAUCGAGGAGGAUGGCAAGGCAAGAGAUCUCAUCUACAAGGGCUCCAAGAUCCAGCGUGCCCCAGCCCUCACAGGGAACAACCCCAAGUGGUGCGAGCAGGAACAGCUCAAGGGCUCCAAUGGUUGGGUCUUCAAGAGCCCCUUGCUGGAGCAGGCGUCCAUGAAGAACUUGUACCUGGAGAUCGAGUUGUCUUCCCGCAAGUAUGAGAAGCUGGGGAUGAUCAGGAUGGCAGUAUUUGGAGCAACGUUCCAGCCGGAAUUCUUGGGUGGCGCUCCGACUCUCGACCUCAGCGAUGCCAAGAAGCUGUUCAACAACUUGUGGCUUCCACUCGCGACGAUCGAGCCGUCCACCGCCAAGUUGAAUCCAAAGGCCUACGGGGAGCUGCACAUCAUGACCAUCUGGCGGCCUUCGGUGGAGACGGCAUACAUCCGUCGCCUCCCGCGGACGGUGCGAGGCUGGCAGACCUUUGAGCUGAAGCAGGCGCUGAAGGGCACCUCCAUGCACGACCCCAUCUACGAUGUGCAGGCUUGGGUGAGGGGCUAUGACCCCAACCUCUACGAGCACAGGGGGGGAACUCCGGAGGGGCUCAAUGAUGCCAAGCUGAAUCACAUGCAGAAGAUGUUCGAGAGCGUGCCUUACUUGGACUGCUAUGAGCGGCAGCAAAGAUCUGCGUGGGGCGACCUCCGCAUCAAGCUGGACAGUAUGAGCCCCAAGAUCGAUGACGAGACGGCGGAGCGGAAGCCGCUGAGCGCCUGGCGCAGGGACUGGGCCCACCCGGACAGGCUGGACACCAAGAUGCUCUAUGAGAUGGAUGAGCUGAUGCGCCGCGGGGUGCCAGCCAACCUGCGCCGGGAGAUUUGGAUGGAGAUCGCUGGGGCCGAAGAGUUGCAGCAGCGAUGGAUCGAGAACUGGGAGCCGAAGCGCCGGACGGAGGACAAGGGCAGCAGCCCCGUGGCAUUCUACCGCAGGCUUUUGGAGGUGGGCCGCCCCUACCGCAACGACGCCAUGUGGCAGCUGCAUGAAGACAUGGUGGCGGCAGCGGCCUGGGAGAAGCCAAGCCACCACACCGCGAUGGCUCGGCACUUCUUGCGCAUCAAGCGGGCGCAGGAUGUGUGUGUGGCGCUCAUUGCCUUCUCCAAGGACGAUCCCAUGGGCGGAAGUUCAGGGGUGCCAAACUACUCAGACCUGGAGGAGGUGGACGCCACAGGGAGCCGCAGCUGCUGCGGCGUGGCCUACUGCGAGUCCCUGCUGCUCUUGGCCUUCCACCUCAUUGUCGCGCAGACGCCCAUCUCAGCGGCGGAGGAUGCUUGGGACAAGCCCAAGACGAAGGAAGAAGAGGAAGCAGAGGUGCGAGCCUUUUGGAUCCUCUAUGCCAUCACCGGUGCCGGAAAUCAGCCGUUCAGGGAUUACUACGGCCUGCCCAGGGUUGCGAAGAGUGCAGGAAGCCAUGAGGUGCAGAUUGCGGACCGUCGCGGCGCCAUGGACGACCUGCACCGCCUGAGCUUCAUCGUGUCCCGCUUCGAGCCGGAGCUUUGGGUUCACAUGAACGCCUUGGGCUUCCAGCUGCCCUCGGUGUUCUACGGUGCUUUCAUGCGGCUCUUUUCCUUCUCCUUGCCAGUGACCAGCCUCUUCCGCUUUUGGGACAUGCUGCUGGCGGACACUUGCCGUCCCAAUCCGCCCACCCACAAGCCUCCACGUCAUGGGCUCAUCGAUCUGGCGUGGGGAGGUUUGGUCGCUUGCAAGGAGGCCGUGUUGAAGUGCCAGAGCGCCAUGGAGGUGCAGAACUGCCUGCGGGACUUCUACGAGUCCUUGUACGACCCCACGUACCUGGUGGAGCUGGUGGUGGCCGCGGAGUACCAGCUGUGGGACGACGCCAAGCACAAGAUGCCGGAGAAGGUGGGCCUGAGCGCCCUGCACACCAUGGACUACGAGAAGUCCGUGAAGCACUGGGAGGAGUACUUCUACCAGUUCAGGGAGCAAAACAAGGUCCUGCGGGACCUCACGCGGAACGGAGAUGUGGGUGGAAUGGCCGGCGGCACCAUGACCAACUCCAACGCCAACGCAAACAGCACUGGCACCACUUCUGACCAGAGAGUCACGACGCGCAGCGUGAUGAAGGUCAUCACUGCGAUGCUCCACCAGUUCGUAACGGACAAGGCGCAGCCCACGAACAUGGCGGGCAUCCUGCGGCAGAUGCCUUUGGAGAUUCUGCGCCUGAGCCCGGAUGUGGAUGCCAGCAUGGCGGGCCAGGUCUCUGCCUGGGGCACGAUGCUGUGGGAGCACUUCACCACCGUGAAGAAGACCACGCCCCAGCUGCAGACCCAGGCGCAGCUGCGGCUGGUGCCGGUGCCAGCACCGUACGGCGCCAUGCUGGAGCCUCAGUUCCUGGACUCCGCCACGUGGCAAUCGAACCUCCGCAAAGUGAUGGGAGAUGCGUGGGUUCAAUAUGCUCAGCUGAUCUUUGAUCGCUUCUCUAUGGUGCCCCGCGAGAAGCGGGUCAGCAUUCACGAGUUCUUCUUGGCCCUCAUUUGCUGCUCCAAGGGCACUGUCUCGGAGAAGGCCAUUGCCCUUUUCCACCUCUUCGGCUACCCUGGCAGCGAGCAGCAGGUGCCGCACAUCAACCCCAUCUCCCACGCGACGGGGGUCAUCAUCGAGCGGAACGAGGGCAAGAACAAUGCAGACGAGGGCCAAUUUCUGAAGGCGCCGAAGGACGAGGAGGUGAAGUUCAUGGCGCUGCACCUGAAGAUUUUCGUCUACGCCUUCGGCGCCAGCGGCCUGGUGGAGGUCGUGCUGGGCGAGGUCUUCGUACCCAGCCUGGUGCCCUUCGUCACCACCUCGCUGGUAGGCGAAAACCCGCGGACUUUCACCAUUUGGGGCCCAGAGAAGCAGCUGCCACCGGGCUUCUCCCGGGAGCAAGACGCAGCGUUGCUCACAGACCAUGGGGUGCGUCCCUACAUCGGAGACAUGGUGCUGGACCUGAAGUGGAUGCCGCAAAGCAACCGCCCUGAGGUGGGCCAGCUGGGCAUGACUCUGCACAGCGCGUCACUGAACUUGGAUGCCCCUGAAUCCAAGAACCCCAGGGUGGAGGUCUACACCUACGAUGAGAACGGAGUGGCGCAGCAGCUGAAGCGCUGGGACCCCCGCAGCACCAUGCGGAAGGUCUCCAACGCGCUGGCCAUGGCCCCGCCGGUGACCAAGUUUGUGCAGUUCGACAGGACCAUGCGCCGCGACAAUGUCACCGGACAGCUGUUCCACAAGAUGGGCAGCGGGGACCAUGGAUGGAACAAGGAAGAGAAGCUGUGGAAGUGGUCCUCGCAAUGGGGAGCACAGUACUCCGUAGAGGGAACCGUCUUCCGCAAGGCCGUUUGCGAGCGUGCUGCUGCUGGGUCUGGCAGCACACAGGGAGCCAGCGCCACCCCGAGCUCAGCGCCCGCCAAGCCGAACCUCAUCACGCUGCAGGCGUGCCGGCUGCUGGUGGCUGGCAUCAUGGCCAGAAGCCUUCACCCCGUGACCCACCGACAGGCUGUGAUGAUUGCGGAUCAGGUGUUCAGUCGCUGUGGUGCAGUGCCCGGCAUUUUGGAUGCCAUCGUUAUUGAGGGGGAUGCUAGCGGUGCCAGCGAGCACCUGCAGAGGGCAAAGGAAGAAUUCACUGAACAAGGCAAGAAGUGGACAGAUGUGAAGAAGCAGAUGGUCGUCGCGCAUGAGGUGCAGGUCAUGAUGGGCCGCUAUGGCUUGAACCUUUUCACUCCAGAUGCCAUCAAGGAGACAGGCAAGCCUUUGCGCCUUUUGGAUUUGGAGGUCCUCGACCCCUUCCCUGGCCAGACGAAGACGCUUUGGCUCCGCUACUGUCGCGCGGGCGAUGGGCAAAGAUUCAACUCCCGCAUCCCCGUGGAGGCAGAUGGGAGCUUCAGGGGUGGGGUGGUGCACCUGGAUAUGGACCUGGAAGCAGACAAGGAGGCGGCAGAGAUUCAGAUGAACCUCACCAAGCAGGAGUUCGUGAACUGCCUGACGUCCAACCCGCUGCUGAGCGAGACCUUGAGACAGCUUGCCACCACCGACAACAGCACCAAGAACGUGCCGGAAGGUGUUCCCAUCAACCUGGAUGUCACCAUUGCAGAUCCAACCAAGGAGGAAGCAGAUGCUGACAUGAUGGACACGCUGAAUGUGAGACAGGCAGUUUUGCUGGAGGUGUGGGAUCAGGACAUGGGCAAGCAGGACGACUUCCUGGGCGAGUGCUGGCUGCCGCCGCUGGGCUCCAUGACCGGCAGCACCAAGCGCUAUGUGCUGCCGGUGACAUCUGCGCCCGCAGACAAGGGGUCCACACGAUACCACAGCAAGAAGCUCUCAAAGUUGUCCUGCGAAGGCCACCUCAUCGUGGAGGCCUCUUGGACCUUCCCCGCGGAGGAGGUGCCGCCGCUGCCGGAUGCGGCGGACAUGGAGAAGCGGGUGAAGCGGGAGGAGAUCCUGCACACUGGGAAGCUGAAAUUGAGGAUCAUCAAGGCAGAAGGCCUGCGAGGGGCCGACAGAAGCUAUCGCCGGGAAGGCAGCGACCCUUAUGUGUGCAUGUACGUCAAGAACGAGGCAUUCUUCCGGCAAGACAAGGAGAAGAUCCCUGCGGGCUUUGAUGAGUUUGGUUGGCACCAGACGGCCUUGGGACGCCAUGAAUGCUAUUGGACCACCACUACGAAGAAGGCCACCAGGAACCCUGAGUGGGACGAGGAGAAGGAGUUCUCCUUGAGGACGGGCUCCUUCGAGCGCCGCACCAAGCAAGCCUAUCACCUUGAGCUGACGUCGCGCCAGGCCACGCGGAACCGGGACGACUACUAUGCCGCGGUGCUGGGCAACAAGGAGGAGCUCCGGAUUCACUUUGGAAGCAAGGAGAAGGAGGGCGCUAAGGAGGGCGCUGGCACACGCCACAGCGUUCAAAUCUACAUGGGUGACAACAUGCACCAGUUCAAGGACAAGUUGGCUGACGCCUGCAAGGCAGAGGCUGCGCAGGAGAAGGACAACAAGCGCCGCAACCAGUUAGAGGCUGUGGCCAAAGACUUGUCUUACCGCCACUCGGUCAUGGUCUUCGUGCCCUCGCAGCGCCUACGAGAGCUGGCGCAGCAGGGCAAGGUGGGCGUCAACAGUUACGAGUACAAGCGCCUUUACCGCAUCGAGGAGCAGGACCCCUCUUCCUGGCAGCCGCUGGACAGCAUCUGCACGUUCAUGCACUACGCGAACAUCUACAGCUUCGGCCGCUCCGUCGCUCAGCGACUUCGGGUCGUGGAUGGCACGGAGCAGUACAAGCUGAAGAACAAUCGCCUUCGCCAGUUCGAAAGAGAGCAGAAGAAGUUCUCGGAGAGCGUGGCAGAGUUGAAUACGCCUGCGAAGUGCUUUGGCUAUGCCAAGUUCCAACAUCCCUCCGACUGGAGCUCUCCAGAGUGGCGGCCAGCCAUUGUUGACCGCUCGGAGCAGGUGGGCACUUCCAAGCGGAAGCAUAAGGUGUCCUACGUGUACUCCACGCACGUGGCAAUUCCAGCCCCAUCUGAUGAUGGCUUUGCACCUGGGCCUAGCUAUCAAGAGGAGAAGGAUGAGGAUGGAGUGCUCCUGGCACCCAGCAACCCCAAGAUCAAGGACGUGGUGCGCAGCGAGCACAAGGAGCUCCUUGCCCGUGCCAAGCUCCUGAAGGAGCAGGGCAUGGGAGAGGGCGAGAUCGUUGGCAAGCUGAACGAAGACCUCAAGAAGACCUGGCAAAAGGCGAAGGGCGAGGAGGGCGGAGGUGCUUUGGCCACCCAGCCUCAGCUGAUCACUUUGGCGGACGUGCAGGAGGCCAUCCGCAGCAAGGAUGAUGAGACCGGCACCUUCCCACCGGGCUCCACCAUGGCGGGUUCGACCCUCCCGACAACGACCGUGCAGUAGACAUCCCGUCCGAUGUUUUGUUUUGAUGCCAAGCUGGCCCUUGCGCAGCCCUUCGUAUAGCGGAGGACCCUUGGACGCCGGCAUUCUACAGGAGCGAAUGCUUCGAGCAGCUAUGGUGGCGUGUCAGUUGCUAGGGUUUUUCCAGACUGUCGGAAUAUGCCCUGAAAGAAUGUCCAGGCAACCCACAAGCUUCACUUGUUGACAGUUCACGCGUUGGACA
This is a messenger RNA of Effrenium voratum, 10424 nucleotides long. The record is from the annotation of a GenBank genome assembly. NCBI's taxonomy places the organism in Eukaryota, Dinophyceae, Suessiales, Symbiodiniaceae.